GGGAGGAUUGUAGAGAGUCGUAUUUGGAUCAGCAUGCGAAGGAGUCACAACACUCAAGGCUGGAGCUGGAACGUGGGCCUAGUGGUGUAUUUUGAGCAGUAUAGACUUGAUGGGACAAAAGACCUCUUCUGUAUGAUUCUGUGACUGAGCGAACAAUUACCUAAAAAUGCAAAGAACUGCAGAUGUUGUAAUUCAGAAACAGGAACAACAUUUGCUGGAAAAGCUCAGCAGGUCUGGCAACCUCUGUGGAGAGAAGACAGGGUUAACGUUUGAGCUGGAGUGACCCUCCCUCAGAAGAAUGAUCUUUUCAUCUCAGUGCUGAGCACCCUUCCCCUGGUCUUUGGAGUCGUAGAACUGAUUGGAACCUCCAUGUGAGUUACUGGCCUGUGGGGUGGGCUGUGUAUACCCAGGGGGAGCAAAUACCCCACCCAUGAGCUCCUGGGAAGGAGAUGCUGGCGCAGUGAGGUGCGGUUUGGAGACAGGGAAACGUGCAAGUUUGGUGCCUGUGGAAGUCUGAGAUGCCGAUGGCUGAUGUUUACAAUUUAUAAUCGGCUGCUUUGCAGCAGGAGAUCUGAGAUGCCUCAGUCUGGAUGAGGUGUGUAUGAGAGAGAGAGAGACUUUUCCUCUGCUUUCUGUUGUGUUCGGGGCUCCACCAUGGCAACAGCCUCAUCCCAGUCAUGGUUAGACGAGGAGUUGACCUGCUCCAUUUGUCUGCAGGUCUACACCGACCCAGUGACCCUGGCGUGCCAGCACAGUUACUGCCGAGCCUGCAUUGAGGAGUGCUCUCCCCAGAGCUGCCCCGAGUGCCGGGCCGAGGUGCCCGGCUUUAGGAGGCUCCGCUUGGCCAAGGGAGCUGGGGAUUACCUGGCCGUGGCCCCGGCCGCAGCAGCAGCUUCAGCAGCGGCGGCUCCGAACAGCGUCCUGUGCAGCUACUGCAGCCGCAGCCGGCGUCAGGCUGUGAAAACCUGCCUGAAGUGUGAAGCCUCCAUGUGCCCCAUUCACCUAAAACUGCACACUGCCAACGGGGUCUUCCAAACCCACCCCCUCGUGGAUACAGCGGCUGAUCUGUCCGUCUGGAGAUGCGCUGAACACGAGAAGCUCCUGGAUAUUUACUGUAAGGAGGACAAGGUGUGUGUGUGCACCCUCUGUACCCUGAUCGGCAAACACAAGGGCCACAACUUUGGCAGCAUCAGCGAGGGCGAGCAGGAGCUCAGGGAUAACUUAGAGCAUCAUCUGACGAGCAUCCGGAGAAAUGUCGCUUCCAUCCAGUCUUCCCUCCAGGACCUUCACACACAGAAGCUGACCACUCAGAGUCUGAUAACAGAAACAAAGAGAGAAGUGAAGGAGAAGUAUGAUGCAUUGAGGAAACACAUUGAAAAUGAAGAGCGGGAUGUUUUCCACUGUCUGGAUAAGGAGCAGAGCCGUGUGACAGCUGCUAUCGACAGCCACAUCCGAAAGCUGGAAAAGGAAAUUAAAUUCUUUGAGAUGUGCCUGGUUAAUCUCACUGACCUUUCACAGAAGAGGGAGAAGCUUGCAUUUAUACAAGGAUUCAAUACAAUGGUAACCAGGAUAAAGAAUGCAUCUGAGCAGUUAACAUCCUCUCAACCUGGGCCUUGCCUGGAUAAAAUAAAACUGGAUAGAAUAAAGAACCAUACGCAGAAAAACUUGGAGCUGGUUUCCCAGGUGAAGAGGGACCGAGAUCGGUUAAUUUCUCUGUAUGGACAGAGACUGACCCCGGAUCUCAAUACAGCCCAUGCCCAGUUCAUCCUAUCUGAUGGAAACAGGAUUCUGACUCUCUCACCCAAGAGGCAGUCCCUACCCAAGAAUGCCGAGAGGUUUGACUGCUGCCAGCAGUUGCUGUGUGCUGAGGGAGUGAAAGCUGGCCGUUCCUACUGGGAGGUGGAGGUGCUAGGAGACAGUGGUGUGUGGAAAAUUGGCCUCUGUUACAGGAGCAUCAGCCGCAAAGGCAAAGGAACAGAGUGUUUACUGGGGAGGAACCGCAAUUCCUGGUGUCUCUACUCGUUGGUGGGCUCUGUUUUAGCCCUUCACGAUGACAAUGAUACAAAGCUGACUGUGGGAAACAUUUCCAGGGUGGGAGUGUAUGUGGAUUUUGAGGCUGGGACCAUCUUGUUUUACAGUGUCUGUGACAGGAAACUCACCCUGGUACACACCUUCCAAGAGCAAACCUUCACCGAGGCUCUCUACCCUGCCCUGCAGAUUGGUGACUUCACCACAUCGCUCUCUCUAUGUACGCUCAAAUAAUUUCCAAGCUGAAAUUGGUACCACACAUUCAGGAGGCCAUCCAGAUUGAGCCGGCUCUCUGAAAGUGCCAUCCCAUUAAACCCACCUGUUUCUUUUAACCAAUAGCCCGGCUAUUUUACCCAUCACGUAUUUAUCAAAGUUUUUAUUGGACCUGGGAAUUUCUAUCUUAAACCCCUCCUUUACUUUCCUCGUAUAAUGUACUUCCCAAUUAAACAGCUUCAAUGAGAGCUGUGGGUACAUUAUUCCUUUCAACUUAGUGUCCUUCAAGCUGAGUAUCUCUUAUGACAGUUCUGAGGAAGAGUCACUGGAUCCACAAUGUUAACUCUGAUUUCUCUCCACAGAUGCUGCCAGACCUGCUGAGCUUUUCCAGCAAUUUGUUUUUGUCCUUAAUGACAGGGCAAGUUGAGUUUGCAAGGGUGGCCGUUUGCAGGACUAACAGAGGAUGGGCCCAGGCUGUGAUUGAGGAUGACAUGAUGAUAAAGGAUGUGGCUUUUGAAAAGAGCCUUACAAGGUCAUUGCGACGCUCUGCUGCCCUGUGCUCUAGUUCUUGGGUUUAUGGGGUUCCCAGAUAUCUUGGUGCACCCUCUGGGGGUAUUAGGAUUGCAUUCCGCAACGUCUUUCCCAUCCUAGUUCUUUCUUCAGUCAGUGAAAUAUCCAUGGAUAGACUGGAGAGUCUAGGGUCACUUUUUGCUGCUUCAGCCGGUUCCCACUUUUUCAACACGUCUGGAAUUGAUCGUCACUCAGAUAUUGUGGUUCUUGGCUUCCAGAAUGUCACAGCUCCACUUUCAAGAACUACAGAAACAAUUCAGCAUCCUUCUAUGAGCAGCACUGUCUCACCUACCAAUUAGAAACCGCUGAGGAAAAAGUGGUAGGUUUCUGGAGUCAUGGUGAGCCUGGACAGAGGACAUGCUAACCUACCAAUCAAAGGGAAGCCCAGUCCUGUCAGCGCCCACAUUCCAAAUCCAUAUUCCUACAGUUCCCUCGGAGUUUUGAUUUCCUAUCUCUGGUUGACCACCCUACCCCAUUUAAUAUUUUGACCAUUUUGCUUUGAUUAUGACAAGUGCCACUCAGCUUUCUGUUCUGUAUUCCUGUUGUGGUUUACCUUAGUUCCAAAAUUGGUUACUGUUUGCUGCUGAUCUUGUGCUGGAGUCUGCAAAAUCCAAAAAUCGUGUUGAUACUUUCUGCAAUCUCUUGGUGCCUGUGGAACAGUUUGUUUAGCAAUUCCUUGGAUUCCGGUGUUGGUGCCUGUUACCUGUUUAUUCUGUGGUAGAAUGACCUGAAUGCCAACGUUAAUCUGGGGUAUUGUUGCUAAUGGACAAAGAAGCUGCUAAAAUGUUAAACAUUUUGCAAUGUUGAAACAUAAAGCAUCUGUUGUAUUUAGAAGCUUGUUUGUCAACAUAUUUUGAAAGACUUGCAUUCAUGUCAGCCCUCAGGACAUCUCAAUAUA
Messenger RNA from Chiloscyllium plagiosum (whitespotted bambooshark), 3709 nucleotides. Its product is annotated as E3 ubiquitin/ISG15 ligase TRIM25-like. The record is from RefSeq and is a predicted model, not a curated record. Gene Ontology annotation, molecular function: zinc ion binding; protein binding. NCBI's taxonomy places the organism in Eukaryota, Metazoa, Chordata, Chondrichthyes, Orectolobiformes, Hemiscylliidae.